AUGGAAUCAGAGAUCGCAACCUCCUCCGCGUAUCUCGUCCACGUGCAACUACCGAUCCCGCUAUUUCCGGAUCUGAACAGUCGAAGCGAGAUUCUCGUUUCGUUCAAACUCAGCGGACUUGACUCCGUCGAGCUAGAGCUCGACUUCGUCUUCACAAGUAGCUCGGACAGUAAACAGCUGGAUUUGGACAAGGAUACUUGGUGGGCUCGAGGUCACUUUACUGGGCCUGAGUGGACUUAUCUUGAUCUUAGGACUUAG
Molecule: messenger RNA, 258 nt
Organism: Microthlaspi erraticum
Lineage: Eukaryota; Viridiplantae; Streptophyta; Magnoliopsida; Brassicales; Brassicaceae
Source: the annotation of a GenBank genome assembly